AACUCAAAUUUAUUCAGGACAUACCGAAUAACAUAGAAAGUAUAGUAAUUAGGAGUACAUUACGUCUUUUUUAAUGACCCAUUUUCCUUUGGCAGAGAACCAGAAACUUUUGACUAAAAAUUGAAACUCCAUUGCACGGCACGUCGUGCGUUCAUUUAUGUCCUCCCAAUUUCUAACUACUUUUACAUAUUUUCUCAUCUACUACCAAAAAAGGACGAAUAAACGAUAAAAGCACCCAUCUCAUGAUUGAUUAUUUAUCCUUCUAAGCUUUCUUCACAUUUCAUCACAUACUUCGUUGAAUCACGGAACCUCAAAACGACAAUGUCGUCAUCACCACCAACUAACAAACCCAAAAUCCCUCUUCCUUGGAAAACCCGCGUUGCGAUUUCGUUCCUUUCCGCUCUAUCGGACGCUUCACGUCGUUCUAACGGCACCGUUAAUCGCGGUUUCCUCAAAUUCCUCGAUCGCAAAUGCUCAGCAAACAUUACUCCCGUUAACGGCGUUUUCACAAAAGACGUAACCGUUGAUCCCGAACGUAACAUCUGGUUCCGUCUCUUCACUCCCACCGACGCCGUAACUGUCGACGGAGGCGACGCUGACGAUAAAACUGCAUCCCUUCCCGUCGUCAUUUUCUUCCACGGCGGCGGUUUUACGUAUCUUUCUCCAGCUUCAGCCUCAUAUGACGCCGUUUGUCGGAGAUUCUGCCGGAAAAUGUCCGUUGUCGUUGUCUCCGUCAACUAUCGUCUCACACCGGAGCAUCGUUACCCGUCGCAAUACGACGAUGGUGAAGAGGUAUUAAAAUUCCUUGACGAGAACAAAACCGUUUUACCGGAAAAUGCUGACGUGUCAAAAUGUUUCCUCGCCGGAGACAGCGCCGGUGCAAAUUUAGCACACCACGUUGCGGUUCGGGUAUGUAAAGCGGGGCUCCAAAACAUCCAGGUAGUCGGGCUGAUUUCGAUCCAACCGUUUUUUGGAGGGGAGGAGCGGACAGAGUCGGAGGUUCGACUUGAAGGAUCGCCUCUAGUGUCGAUGGCGAGGACUGAUUGGAUGUGGAAGGUGUUUUUGCCGGAGGGAUCAGAUCGGGAUCAUGGAGCUGCUAAUGUUAGCGGGCCGAAUUCAGAGGAUUUGUCGGGUUUGGAUUUUCCAGAUACUCUUAUUUUUGUGGGCGGGUUUGACCCGUUAAAUGAUUGGCAAAAGAGGUAUUACGAUUGGUUGAGAAAAAAUGGGAAAGAAGUUCAGAUAAUCGAAUAUCCAAACAUGAUUCAUGCUUUUUAUGUUUUCCCUGAUUUGCCCGAGUCUUCUCAGUUGAUUUCGCAAGUCAAGGAUUUUAUCAACAAGAAGAGAGUCUCCAAUUCAAAAUGAUGACGAUGACGCCUACUUACAAUAUUUAUUAUUGUUAUUAUUAUGCCUUAAAUAAAUAAUAAUCUUAUUAUUUUGAUAUUAAUUAAUUUGUGAUAAUAAAGGCAUAAUUACGUGGUAAUUGAGUUGUGAUCGUGUAAUGAUUAAUUUAUUAGUAUACCAGAGCUAGCCAAUUACAAGCAAUGCUACAUGUUUGGUGUCCCAACACUGCAAAUAAGGGACCAACCACCCUAUAGUAUGUUUGAGAGGUUAUUAUUGUGAGUGAUUUUCAUUUCCACGACAUUUAUUUAUUGUUCUCGUUUUGUUUAUUGUAUCGAGUAGUUGAUUAUGGAUUGGAAUUACUCCUGGUUAAUAUACAUGACAAGUCUUCCUGGAAGCCUAAUAUUAUUAAGCAUUAGUUAAUAUUCAGACGAAUAAGGAUUAUUCAAUUUAGACACAUGUCAUACUUGGUGACG
Messenger RNA from Cicer arietinum (chickpea), 1814 nucleotides. RefSeq names its product probable carboxylesterase 18. Gene Ontology annotation, biological process: pollen tube growth. Lineage: Eukaryota; Viridiplantae; Streptophyta; Magnoliopsida; Fabales; Fabaceae. The record is from RefSeq and is a predicted model, not a curated record. Gene Ontology annotation, molecular function: carboxylic ester hydrolase activity.